GUGUUGUGGCAUCGAAAGUAGCAGGUGAAGAUCGACUGCCUCAGUGUGUGUUUCGGAAACCAAGUGCUGCGUAUGCGUCGCCGGAAAGCAACAGGAAAGGUUUUCGAACGGAAGUGCGGUUCGGCGGGGGGAGGCCGCACCGACGACGAGUGACGUGUCCUCCUGCUGUCGACAGUCCAGCAUCAAUUUGCAUUCUCGCCGCAACACCUGCAGCGACCAUGGAUACGCUAGAGCUUUUCCACGCCGACGAGCUAGUCCCGGAAAAUUGCCUCGACACGGAAUGGAUUGAUGAAGAUGAAGUGUUUGCAAUCCUGAAACAAUGGGAAUCGCGGAGUGGCAACAAAGGGAAAACGGCGAUGACCACCACCGGCAACACCUGGAACAGCAGCGGUGGUGGCAGCAAUAGCAGCACCAUCAACAGCAGCAGCAGCAGCAGUAAUGGCACUAUCAUCAACCAAUCAUCCUUCAACAAUGAUAGCAACAUUAGCCCGAAACCGGGUUCCAAGUACGUUGACACUCGAACGUUCGUUAGACCGAAAAAGAAACUGGAAGCUAGUCCACUUCUAAACAUCACCGCUGCUUCUUCGGAGAAUCCAGCGUCACCCUUCGCACAGCAUGAGCUCUCGGUUUCGGGAGGAUCGCCACUGCUCAAUGUGCAGAUCGGUGGUCCGGUUACGCCAUCACUGGCCAACUCAGCCACCGGCAACCGGCUGCUGAUGCAGCGUAGCUGGCUGAACGAUGUGUCCCCACCGUGCUCGAUCAUGAACUCGAUGGAGUACUCGGCGAACGAAAAGUUCACCAACAGUCUGAUCACGAGCGGUGACUUCAGCAGUGUCGGUUGUCUCCUGAACACGAGCGAUGAGCCGGUCAACGUGUCGACCAUAGCCAGCGCUAACUACAACGGCUACAGUCUGUACAGUGUGAUCGAGGAUCGGCAGCGGCUGGAGAGCCUUUGCCUGGGCGACGAAAGUACGCUCACGAAGGAUUGCAACAUUUCGCGCACCGACCUGAACGGCAUCGAGAGCGUGUCCGGGGUGAGCACCAUGGAAAACUCAUACGAAAGUGGCACGGGCAGGAGUGGUGGCGGCAGCGGUGGUGCCGGCAGUGGUGUGGCCGGUUCUGGUAAAUCCUCGUUCGAAGAGGACGAAUCACCAAACGGUGCAGAGAUCAACUCCACGAUAGUAUUGGCGGCGUCAAGCGGAACAGGAACUGCGAAUGAUACGUUCCCUCUCCCGGAAGCACCACCACCGUUGGAGCCAGAAGCCGUCUUGAUGGCGAACCUUCGUGCAACGAUGCUGAACGGAGGGACGUACGAUGCGCGACGCCCUCGAAACUUUAACACAUACCGCAAACCACGUUCGUCGUUGAACCAAACAUUCGAUGCCCUCCCCAAAGUGGACCCGGAGCGAAAUGAUGCAGAGCAAACGUUUAAUGCGUCGGCUUCCGGCACUGCCAAGCACACCGUAAUGAACAGUACGUUCGGGAUCGUUGGCGAAGGGAAUCGGGAGGCUGGCGGUGUCAACACAACGUUCACGUGCAACAGGACGAACAACCUCAACGAAACGUUUCCGGCAGCCAGCGUAGGAGACAAGGACAAUGUUCCGUUGCUCGACCUAACGUUCGAUGCACCACCGUCGGAGUACAAAGUUCCUUUCGGGCGCACGUUUAAGCGUCGGUCACGUCCGAAUGGAACGCUGACGGAAGAGGAAGACGAUCCCAAGCUGGUUAGUCCGUUGCGCCCGGAGACAGUUGGGUUGGUAGAGGUGGGAGCAGAUGGAAAAGCGAUUCCACACACACCGAACGGGCUGGUUAAAGCAAAUGCGGACGCCUCACUGAUGUUGGUCCAGUCUACGCCCUUCCAUGGCCCGGUAAAGCGUGCCGUGGGCCCAGAACCUAUGCUCAAUUUCGAUGGUGAUGUGUCACCGAUUGCUUCAACCGCGAAGCCGGUCUCCAACGAGGCGGCACUUCAGACUCCAACCGGCCCCACCAAUACCACUACCAGUGGCAUAGUCCGCAACGUUGUCCGAAGAAGUCGCAACCUUGAUCAAGAUUUGCGCUCCGAGGGCAGCCCGAAGGUAAUGGAACUGGACGAAUUGGAAACGGACGAGUUCGAUGUCCAGAUCAGACGCCUUCCGGCUUCUGGGGGCUCGAAGGCGGACAUAUCGAACUUCCUGGAUGCCGAGAAGCGCAUCUCACUGCAGCACUUCGAAGAGUUCGAAAAGUCCAUCAUGGAGAGCGAACACAGUGGCCUCGACUUUGACGAGGUGCUCAACUCGCUAACCGCGGAUGUACGACGGUCCGGUGAAAGCAGUGACAAGCUGCGUCAGUCGCUCGACAAUAUCAAGAAGCGUCACUCGCGCAUCAAUCUCGAAAAGCAGCAACAGGAUGAACUCAAGCGCAAGCUACAUCAGCAAUCGAUCGAGUCGGGCGACGACACUCCUCCACCGCCGCUCGACAACAAGUUGGCGGAUUCGAUGACCAAAAGCACCGGCAUGUCGUCGUCGAGUGGCAGUGAACGGUUGCUGAAUCGACGAAGCCGAUACAACGAGGAUGCGAACCUGACGUUCGCAACGUCACAGCCGGAGCAAAAGCAACUAAACACAACGAUCACCGUGUCAAGUGGAUCCGGCGGAGAGGUUGAAGAGACCGGGGUAGCGGAUCGUGUCUCUACUGGCCCUGAGGUAGAUUCGUACGAUCGUAAAAACCGGGAUCGUUUCAAGACAAUACGCAUCAUCAAACGGUGGGAAGAUGGGCUGCCGGCACCCGCGCUCCCGGAUGCGGAUCAAACGGAGCCAUUGGUACUACCAUUCUCAGGCCCCGAGCCGGUCGGAAACGGGUUUGUGCUUGCUGCUGCUCCCCUCAACAGUACCAACGUUAGUGCCUUUAGUCGGGUGGAUCAAAAUUCACUGAAAACCGGAACGGCAGGUGACCGGAUGACGGGAAGGGGAGCAGGAAAUAAUCACCUAAUGAUGAAGACUGACCCAAAAGGACCACCACUGGUGUCCAGAGGGGAUGAAAUGUUUAAGAAACCGCAAGCAAUCGUGCAACCGGUAGCGGGCAUCGUUCGCAGCAAUCUCACGAAGCAGCAACCACGCUACUACGGGGCUGGGACGGGGCUGACGGGCGCAGGUGCUUUGGCCCACCGUAAGGACCUAACGCUAGCCCUAGGCAACAAGUCCAGUUCAACGGAUAGUCUCGAACAGCAGCGGCCUGCCUUUGGAGGUGACUGUCUGCCGCAGCAACAGUCGCGACUGACCGCCAUUUCGAAGCUGGGCGGUGGAAGUGGUGGUCUGAUCGGUACCGGGCGAUACUCCCAGUACACGGGCCUACAGAAGCCACAGCAACCAUCGCUGCUGCAGCCGAAGCAACAACAGCAGCAACCGGCACCAGCACUCAAGUCGCCGAUGGGGACAAAAUCGAAAUCCUACCACAGUCUCACUUUCGCCCAGGCCAAUGCCAGUGCUUACGGCGGUUCCAGCGGCAAUCUGUCCAAGGUGCAUGGAUCGUCCGGUUUGCAGCUAAAACUGAAGCACAAUGCCAGCAACACAGAGCUGAAAAGUACCAUAUCCAAACGGUACUCGAUGCAAUCCAGUCCACUGCAUCACCCAUCGUCCGGCACGAGGACAGUACAGCAAACAGCAGGAGCAGCAGCAGCAGCAGCAAUGCCGGGAGCAACCGGAGCAAGGGGAGGAAUGGGACGGACCAGCUUACCGCUGGUACGACCGAACCAGUUCCUCCCGAACAACAGCGGCACCGCUGCUUCUGCCGUAGCUAACCAAACUACCACUACUCUUUCCGGUGUACAAAUGCGCACAGCCAGUGGUUUGGCUAAAACGUCCCGGCUCGGGCUGGUACGGCCAUCGUCCGGAUACUUCAGCUACAGCACGCACCGUAAGCACCCGGAUUCGGACAACGAGUCCAUCAAUAGCCUGUCCUCCUCAUCCGCUAGCUCUAGAGGCAGCCUGUAUCGUGUAGAUAGUCAAAGUAUAGCAAACAAUGUACAAACCUUUACCAACACCACGAGAACCCACAGCACCGACGAUGUGAACGGCGCUGGCGUGGCGAAUAGUAAUGGUUUGCUAGCAAGACUUAAUGGUACUGGUGGUGGUCUAGCCGCAGGGUCGUCCGUAGUGGAAGUCAACGCCGAUCACGGGGUGCCUGGAACGAUCGGUUCCGGCUUGAAGCAGCCGGCGAAUGGAGUGAAACCGUCCGGAUUGAGACCCCCCUCGGCGCUCCGAGCUCCGGCGGUGCGCAGUGGGCUACCACGCCCGACCAGCUACAUCCGGCGAUAGACGGAACCCCGAAUGGAAGCGCCGUAGGAUCUCGAGAUAGUAGAACGGGCAACUUAAAAAUCUACGAAAACCGUCUCCAUUGCCUAUCCGGCGCGCUUUCCUCUACAGUAUUUCCGUAUCGAGUCUUAGCCCGACAGCCAAUACAGCACACUCCAUACUCUUAUAAUCCUUCCUCUCUCACUAUUCUCUUUAUAAUUCCUUCGAAAACGCCAUUAGUUUGUAAUGUUUUUUGUCGACCGCAUAUUUUGCGGAUACCCUUCCUUACAGUGGCUUCCCUUUCCCUGGGGAGUAAUCAUGCGACAAGUGUUAGGGGUCACUCCACUUCUACCGCCAUCAUUAAGAUCGAUGAUGAGCGUGUAUCGAAGGGCAAAGGACCGAAAAAAAUCGAACUAACAAACCCAGCCAGAUAGCAUUCAAUCGAACAAUACUAUUACUUAGAAUACAUUUAAGAUAGAUGUUGGCCAAGGAUUUUGUUGCUGGCGAAAGUGCGCACUCGUCCUCCGUAUCUUUUACGCUUUAAACUGUUCACUCUUUAUCCUGUUAACACGAAUAUCCUGUAUUUCUUCACCAUUAGACUUCUUUAGUGUAAGAAAUAAAUCGAUUGGUUAAUCUGGUCCCCACAAAAGAGAGGUCUACGUAUUUUUGUCCCUCUCAAAUUAGUUGGUCAUUGGAUUGUCUAGACAUAUGAACCGCGGUUUUAAAUUCGUUAACGAGAAUCGUUAUCGUUUGUGAUAAAUCUGAGCUUUCGUUGCAUCUUUCGACACUGCCCCGUUGUCGUAUUUGUUAUUGGUUCAUUUCUACGCUGCCACUACACUACAUCCGCUUCUAUCUCCUUUGGUAUGGUCCUCCGGGUUGUACUCUUAGGCACGGAACUCAAUGACACGGUCACAAGGAGAUUCAGAAAACUAGGGCCCUAAAAGACCGUACCGUUACAAGAUUGUAGGAAUUGAGUUGAUAAAAACCAGUAACUAUCGAUGCCGUGGAGAUGCCGACAAGUAAAAGACUUUGCAACAUUGCUCUCAAUAACGUAGUUAAAGGCCAACAAACCUUUCAAUCGCGAAUUGUUAAAAUUAAAUCAAUCAUCUGCUAGGCUAAGUGAUGUAAGGAUAUCGUCGCGUGCGAUUAUAAGCAAACAAAUGAUACUAACCAGGGAGCGGAGUACAGAAAUAAUGGACGGUAGGGGACGUGGCAGCGGGCUUCAGGAAUUGUGCAUCAGGCCCUUCUACCGUAGGUGUACAUGGAUCUAUACAUAUACACGUAUUUAUACAUUAAACUGAACCCUCUAUGUAGGACAAAAUGACGAUCUGUUUCACUACACAUAAUAAUAUCACCUGUGAGAAGG
Molecule: messenger RNA, 5634 nt
Organism: Anopheles bellator
Lineage: Eukaryota; Metazoa; Arthropoda; Insecta; Diptera; Culicidae
Gene: ssp2
Exons: 7
Coding region: 219-4292 (1357 amino acids)
Source: RefSeq, a predicted model, not a curated record